UCAAAAACACACACACACACACAUGCACAACAAAAGCAAUAAAAAUUUCUUUUGACUGUCAAAUCAUGGCCGAUGAUAUUCUUCUUGAUUUUCUUCACAUGGAAUUUGUUUCAUUAUUCGAUGAAAUGAAUGGUGAAGAAAAGCCAAAUGAUUUAAGCCGACAAGAAUCUAUUGGCUACCAAGUUGGAUUUCGAUUUAUAAAAAAAUAUACACGUGAAUGGAAUCGUUUCAAGGAUGAAUUGGAAAUAAUUAAAUUUAUUUGUAAAGAAUUUUGGUCAGCAAUUUUUGGCAAACAAGCCGAUACAUUACGUACAAAUCAUCAGGGCAUCUAUGUAUUGAUUGAUAAUCAAUUUCGUUUUCUUAAACGUAUGACUGAUUCACAACAAUAUAUGGAUCAAAUUGGAAAGUAUCUAGCAUUCAGUUGUGGCCUAAUUCGUGGUGCAUUAUUCAAUCUUGGUAUACCAUCGGUUGUAACCACUGAUGUAUCACAACCACCAAGUGUAAAAUUUCAGAUAAAAAUUCAUACAUAAAAAUCCAUUUGUAACUCUCUCCAGCCCCUCCCCCCACCAAAAAAAAAAAAAAACGUUUGAUUUCACAAUCUCCAUUUAUAAAUACUUUAUAUUGUCAUGGUUUUUUUUUAUCAUCCAAAUAUCUCGUUGUUACACAGUGAAUGAAUCAUAAAUGAUAAAAAUAGAUACACAUUGUAAUUGUAGUUGUGGUGAUUGUUUUUGAUAUAUAUAAAACCAUUAAGAUGUA
Dermatophagoides farinae (American house dust mite) is the source of this 756-nucleotide messenger RNA. It is a transcript of the gene Trs33, whose product is annotated as trafficking protein particle complex subunit Trs33. Gene Ontology annotation, cellular component: trans-Golgi network; TRAPP complex; cis-Golgi network. The record is from RefSeq and is a predicted model, not a curated record. Gene Ontology annotation, biological process: endoplasmic reticulum to Golgi vesicle-mediated transport; regulation of GTPase activity. NCBI's taxonomy places the organism in Eukaryota, Metazoa, Arthropoda, Arachnida, Sarcoptiformes, Pyroglyphidae.